CGCUACGGUUUCCCAAGGAAAAGACGGGAGCAAUUGGCUUUGCCCGUUGGAGGCGACGUCGGGUGUGACUAGCGCAGCCAUCUCUACGUCAGUACGGAAACUACAGAAACUAGGGUUCCUGGCCAGUUUGUCGUCCUGUCUUUCCUGUCGAUCUCAACCCAACGCCCGAGCGAAGGCAGUAGAGUUGUGCACCGGCGCAUUCUUCCCCACGACGAUCCAGAUCGCUCUGUCCGUCUGUCUGUCGAGUCAGAUGCAUGAAUCGCUCUAGUUGAAAUCGGCUGGGGUUUUGGCAGCAUCAUUGGCAGCAGUCCCGCUAUGGAAGCGGGUGAUUCUGGCACUAGGCAAAGUGGUUUUACCUCGGCCAGUAGACCUGAUAUCUUCCAUCCUCGCCCGAGGGAUCCGGCAGAAAGACAGUCGAGAGAAGUCCCGAGCAUGGCAGCCGCCGCGUUGAUGAGCCCGGCUGCGGCAUAUCAUUCUCACAGCUACUCGUCCUUGUCUCCGCCGUACGGGCAUGGGCAUGGACACCACGGGCCGCCUCCGCCCUCGAUGCCCAGCAUGAUAUCCCUCGACGAAUCUCGGAGACAUUCCAUGCAUGACGCUGAGCCUGCGCAGAGGCAGUCUCUGCCCUCCAUCUCCGAAGUGUUUUCGAGCGCUAACAAGUCGCAUCCUUAUUCUCCCACGACACCAACUACCAUGGGUCCCUCGCAAAAUCUCCCUCCACCGCCGCCUUUUGGGUCUUCGGUGUCGUCUCGGGCAGAAGCAGGGUCGGGAUCGGGACCGGGACCAGAAAGCCGGCCGCCUCCUUCGCACGAAGACAAGUUCUCCCGCCAUCCUCAACGCCAGGAGGGCCCUCCAUCCGGCCCUUCCAGUUCAGCGUAUCCCUAUGGUGACCAACGCGAGCUACCAAAGCCCCCGGACUCAUUGCAGCGUAAUGGCAAUCACUCAAAUAACCCUCCGCCACCUCCUCAAGUUCCGUACACUCAGCCUGGACAAUAUCCACCUGGCCAACUGCCUCUCUCCGCUGCUCCACCGAUUUCCCCACGCCAUUUUGGACCGCCGAUACCACCGCCAUUUGAACACCAGCGACCUCAACAGUUGCACAGUGAUGACGAGUUCGGAGCGCCCCGGAGAUAUGACCCAAAUUCUUUGAACCGACAUUUCGAAACAUGGAGUUACACGGACGGCCUUCAAAGGAUACAAUUUAUUUGCAGGACCAUCUGUAACUUCGCUGAGGCAUAUGGAAACAUCGCCUCAGAACAGCAUGGUGGCCACCCCAUACCAGAACGAUUACCGACUGAGCGAGAAGUAUCUGAGAUGUUGAGCAAUGCCGACUAUUUGCGGAAGUCGCUCGAAAACGUCCGGGAACUGGUUCAGCAUAGCCUUGCAGAGAAGGCGCGGGAAGGCGGCAAGCACAAGGGACCUUACGAUGACGACGAUAUUUCCAUGUAUGGCGACGGGAUGAAGCAGCAUUACAGUCUCGGGGAGGUCAAAAAGCGACGAGGGCGUGCUGCACCUCCUGGUCGAUGCCAUAGUUGCAAUAGGAUCGAUACCCCCGAAUGGAGGCGAGGACCGGACGGGGCGAGGACCUUAUGCAAUGCGUGUGGGCUCCACUACGCGAAACUGGAGAGGAAACGACAAAUGGAACAACGCGCUCUGAGGCCGAAAGCUGUUGAGUAGACGUUCAGGUUGAACUAUCCAAUUAUUCGAAUUUUCUGAUCCUCUUGGUCAAUAUGGGUACAGGCUGCAUUUCGACAUACUCAACAACCUGAAAUACUCGAAGUCCGAACUUGAGGGGCUUCAUAGUAUCACAUCGACGAAACCAUUCCGACUUGUGCACAUCAUUUCUGCACGCUGCGCAGCUGCUACUACAACUACUCCUAUAACUACGACCUAAGCUUCAGGACUUGACAACAUUCUCCGUCCCUCACAAGGCCAAA
Molecule: messenger RNA, 1937 nt
Organism: Pseudomassariella vexata
Lineage: Eukaryota; Fungi; Ascomycota; Sordariomycetes; Amphisphaeriales; Pseudomassariaceae
Exons: 4
Coding region: 316-1677 (453 amino acids)
Biological process (GO): regulation of DNA-templated transcription
Molecular function (GO): zinc ion binding; sequence-specific DNA binding
Source: RefSeq, a predicted model, not a curated record